AAAAGAAAAUAUAGAAUCUCAAGUAAUGGAAGUUAUUUAGAUACAUUUGAUGGUGGACAUGAAUCAGAAUCUCGCAUGAGUUGUAAAAAUCAUCAUGAUAGUCCUUGGUAUUCGAGGCAGUUAUGGUCUUUUUUAAAUCAGAAUGAUUCUGAACCUGAAAAAGUACAAAUACAAAAUCACUCAAAUAAAUGUUAUUUAGAUAAUUGGGGUGUAUAUUCAACAGUUCGUUUCUCUUCUUAUCUUAAUAGUUUAAACGAUCCUCUUUAUUCAAGACAGCAAUGGAAGUUCGAACUUGCUGAUUAUGAACUCAAAGCUGAGAUUGAAAAUUUUAAAUAUGAUAAAAAGAUUAAUGAUUUAGAUUCAUAUACAACUAAAGUUUCUUCAAUUAUUUACACCUCAAGAAAUAAAUCGUAUAGUAGUCCUUGGAAGACAGAAAUUACUCUAUCGGAGAAAACACCAAAUAUUACAUCUUGGUCUUUUAAUAAAAGUGAGGAGAUAACUUUUCUAAAUAAACUUGACGUUUAUAUAAAAGCAGAAUAUGCAGGUGUUAAAGGAAAUUCUCAUGAAAUAAUCACGUGGGAUAAUAAAACAACAUCUCUAGAAGCUAUUAAGAAAUUAAAAUUAGAUGAGACUAAUAUUUCUGGGAAAUAUUCGAUAAAAAUCCAAAAAGAAGAAGAAAUUGUGGUUAAAAUAAUUUGGCACAAAAUUAAUUUAGAUAUUCCAUUUACAGCAACAGCGAAAAUUAAAGGAUUUUCUGAUCGUUUAAGAAAAAAUGGAACUAUAGCAAAAAUGGAACAAGUUGAUGUCAAUGCUGUGAUAGCUUUUUUAAGAAAUUCUGGUUUCAAAGGAAAAAUUAUUGGCACAAAGGAAAAAAAUGUUUUGGUUAAAAUUUCUGGUAAUGUUAAUAUACAAGGUGCAUUAAAUUACGAAAUAGAAAAGUCCAAUAUUCCUCUUUCCGAUUCAAAUACUGAUUACACACUUGUCUAA
Molecule: messenger RNA, 987 nt
Organism: Dentiscutata heterogama
Lineage: Eukaryota; Fungi; Glomeromycota; Glomeromycetes; Diversisporales; Gigasporaceae
Source: the annotation of a GenBank genome assembly